This is a messenger RNA of Pneumocystis carinii B80, 1025 nucleotides long. RefSeq lists its product as hypothetical. Lineage: Eukaryota; Fungi; Ascomycota; Pneumocystomycetes; Pneumocystales; Pneumocystaceae. The transcript is spliced from 5 exons. Bases 47 to 979 code for a protein of 310 amino acids. The record is from RefSeq and is a predicted model, not a curated record.
AAAAUAAUUAUAACAAAUUUUUAAAAUAAUAUUUGUUCUAUUUUAAAUGUUUAAUGAUUUAAACUGGAUUACUAGUCAACUUCCUGAUCUUUCAGAUAAAGUUGCUAUUGUUACAGGCGCAAAUUCAGGAAUAGGUUUUGUAACAGCCCGUGAGCUUUUAAGAAAGAAUGCUAAGGUUUAUAUUGCCUCACGGUCUAAAAAGCGUACAGAAGAAGCUAUUAAAAAUAUCAAAGAAACUUUAACGAAUCCAAACGUUUUUUGGCUUGAAUACGAUGCAUGUGAUUUUAAGAGUGUUAGCAAUGCAGUUUCUGCAUUUAAAAAUAAAGAAUUGAAACUUCAUAUUUUGGUUAACAAUGCGGGGGUUAUGGCACCCCCAUAUUCAGAAACGAAAGAUGGAUUUGAGGUUCAGUUUCAAACAAAUUAUCUUUCUCACUACCUUUUUACUCGUCUAUUACUGCCUAUUAUGAAGAAAACAAUGGAAAAUGAAAAAGAAGGAGCUGUUCGUAUUAUUAAUGUAAGCAGUCGAGCACACUCUAUGUUUUUUAAAAAUAUAACUUAUAACGAUUUGAAUAUUAAACCAUUUUGGUAUUGUCCUGAGUUAAUACUUAGAUGGCAGCGUUAUGCUCAGAGUAAGCUAGCCCUUAUUCUUUUUACAAAAUCUAUAUAUCAAAAAUAUUCAAAAGAUGGAAUUUAUGUAAUAUCUCUUCAUCCUGGUGUAAUAAGGACGGGGUUGUUUAAAUAUACCAAUUUUUUAAAGUCCUUUUUAAUUUUUUCGAGGCUAUUUAUAAAUCAAGAAGAAGGAGCUAUAACUCAGAUUUUUGCAGCAGCUUCUAAUGAUAUUGUUGAAAAAAAACUUAAUGGAGAAUAUUUAGUUCCGUAUUGUAAAAGGGCUAUACCAUAUGGCGAUUUUAGUGUAGAAGCAUCUGAAAAACUUUGGGAAUUUUCUGAGAAAGAAUUAAAAGAUAGAGGCUAUUUAUAAUGAUUUAUAAAAAUUAGAUUUUCAUUUAAGUAAAGUAUAUAUUUUA